CAGCGGGGCGGGCGAAGGAAGGCAGGGGGGAAGGGACAGUCGGUCGCAGACCGCGCUGGGUUGCCGCCGCCGCCGCUGCCGCCAUCGUGCCAGCCCCUCGGGUCUCCGUGAGGCCGGGUGACGCUCCAGAAUGGGAGACAAGCCAAUUUGGGAGCAGAUUGGAUCCAGCUUCAUUCAACAUUACUACCAGUUAUUUGAUAAUGAUAGAACCCAACUAGGCGCAAUUUACAUUGAUGCGUCAUGCCUUACGUGGGAAGGACAACAGUUCCAGGGGAAAGCUGCCAUUGUGGAGAAGUUGUCUAGCCUUCCGUUCCAGAAAAUCCAGCACAGCAUCACCGCACAGGACCAUCAGCCCACUCCAGAUAGCUGCAUCAUCAGCAUGGUUGUGGGCCAGCUUAAGGCGGAUGAAGACCCCAUCAUGGGGUUCCACCAGAUGUUCCUAUUAAAGAACAUCAACGAUGCUUGGGUUUGCACCAAUGACAUGUUCAGGCUUGCCCUGCACAACUUCGGCUGACCUCCUCUCAACUAGGCACUCAUGCUGUUUCCUCCUCCCUCCUCUUCCCAAUACUAUUCCCACUCCUCCAGAUGCUCCAAAUAUCAUGCACAAAUGAGCAGGGCCGCGGCAGGAGUGGGCGCAGUGCGCUGCUGCCACCGAGGUGUUGUGCAUGAUGUUUGGACGCUAGACUAGUUGCAUCUGAUGGGAGAAAUUUGUGUUGUACCAGCGCAUGCCUUGGAAAGACUUAAGUAAUGCAAAAGGUUGUCCUUUUUUUUUUUUAAUCUACUGACAAGUUGCUCUAGUAACCCAAAGAAGUGAAGGAGAAAGCAGCUGCCUCACCGCCCAGACAUUGAUUUGUUCAGAUGUUUCAAUGCCUCAUGAUACAAUAAAACCACAAAAAUUUUCUUAACAGU
Rhinopithecus roxellana (golden snub-nosed monkey) is the source of this 909-nucleotide messenger RNA. Its product is annotated as nuclear transport factor 2. Gene Ontology annotation, biological process: protein import into nucleus. The transcript has a single exon. The record is from RefSeq and is a predicted model, not a curated record. Lineage: Eukaryota; Metazoa; Chordata; Mammalia; Primates; Cercopithecidae. Bases 131 to 514 code for a protein of 127 amino acids. Gene Ontology annotation, cellular component: nuclear pore central transport channel.